Molecule: messenger RNA, 1415 nt
Organism: Gekko japonicus
Lineage: Eukaryota; Metazoa; Chordata; Lepidosauria; Squamata; Gekkonidae
Gene: MED27
Product: mediator complex subunit 27
Exons: 8
Coding region: 63-1001 (312 amino acids)
Biological process (GO): regulation of transcription by RNA polymerase II
Cellular component (GO): mediator complex
Molecular function (GO): transcription coactivator activity
Source: RefSeq, a predicted model, not a curated record
GCUCCCAGUGCGCGGCGCGGUGGCGGCUGCCGGUGCUCCCGGUCUCGAGGCGGCGGGCGGAGAUGGCGGAGGGGGUGCUGAGCGCCGGCGUCAACCUGGAGGCCUUCGCCCAGGCCAUCGCGGCCAUCCAGGCGCUGCGCUCCAGCGUCACGCGCGUCUUCGACUGCCUGAAGGAUGGCAAGCGCAACAAGGAGACGCUGGAGGGCCGCGAGAAGAGCUUCGUCUCCGCCUUCCAGGAGAGCCUCCACUCCGUCAGCCGGGACCUGGGAGAACUGGAGCGUCUGAGCAACCUCGUUGGCAAGCCGUCUGAGAACCAUCCUCUCCACAACAGUGGAUUGUUGAGUCUCGAUCCUGUGCAAGACAAAACUCCUCUCUACAGUCAGCUACUUCAGGCCUACAAAUGGUCAAACAAGUUGCAGUAUCAUGCAGGACUGGCGUCUGGCCUGCUGAAUCAGCAGUCCUUGAAGCGGUCUGCGAACCAGAUGGGAAUGUCUGCCAAGCGAAGGCCAAAGGCCCAGCCAACCACCCUCGUGCUCCCUCCUCAGUAUGUUGAUGAUGUGAUCAACCGUAUUGAUAGAAUGUUUCCUGAAAUGUCCAUUCACUUAUCCAGGCCAAAUGGAACAUCUGCAAUGUUGAUGGUCACCUUAGGGAAAGUGUUAAAAGUCAUCGUGGUGAUGCGGAGCCUCUUCAUCGACCGAACAAUCGUAAAGGGGUAUCACGAAAACGUCUACACAGAAGAUGGCAAGCUUGACAUUUGGUCCAAGUCCAACUAUCAAGUAUUCCAGAAGGUGACCGACCAUGCCACGACUGCCCUGCUGCAUUACCAGUUGCCCCAGAUGCCCGACGUGGUGGUCAGGUCCUUUAUGACCUGGUUAAGGAGUUACAUAAAGCUGUUCCAGGCUCCGUGCCAGCGCUGCGGAAAGUUUCUGCAGGACGGCCUGCCGCCCACCUGGCGGGAUUUUCGGACGCUGGAAGCCUUCCACGACACGUGUCGGCAGUAGCCUGCUCCAGAGGCUGAUGGGCGUGUGCGGAGGAGGGAGCAGACGUAAAGACGGGUCACCUGUCAGACAGCAGGCAGCUCGCGUCUCUGCUGCCUUGCCGAGCAGCAGCGUUGGGGCUUCCUCCUCCGCCAGCUUCGGUGCAAAACGAGCCCCGGAUCGUGGGCUGCUUCAAAAGGUUCCACGGCCCUGAUUGAGUUCAGCUGAGCGCAGGGCGACAGAAAGGGAACGGUGGGGAGGUUAAGGUCCUCGGUCCUCUUUGGAAACACGGGACUUUCCAGCGCAGAAGUUUAUCCUUUGGGAUCAAGCCUUCAUCUCCACUGACCGUGAACAUCCGAUGCUUUUCAAGGGGAUGUUCAGUACAGCUUUUGUCAGCAUUUUAUUUUUGUAAAAUAUGAAUAAAAACCAACAUUCAAC